Neopsephotus bourkii (Bourke's parrot) is the source of this 2821-nucleotide messenger RNA. It is a transcript of the gene SYCP2L, whose product is annotated as synaptonemal complex protein 2 like. The record is from RefSeq and is a predicted model, not a curated record. The transcript has 34 exons. NCBI's taxonomy places the organism in Eukaryota, Metazoa, Chordata, Aves, Psittaciformes, Psittacidae. Bases 33 to 2681 code for a protein of 882 amino acids.
UGGACAAGAAUGAAUUCCAGAAUGUUUCACUGAUGCUGAAAUGUAUUCAGCUAUACUUUAAAAGUGACCUUCAGGACAGGACGCGUUUGUUUAUUGAGCAAGGACUGGUAGAAAAGUUGGUAUCUUGGUUUGAAAGAGCAAGAGAUUUUGUGAACCUCAUGGACCCAAAUGAGAAUAGAUUAUUGAUGCAACUUUUUGAAGACUUCUUUGACUCUGCAUUGGUGAUUUUCAAGUGCAGUAAGAAAGGGCAAAUAGAGGUCGUGAAUUUAUUUUUACCUGAACUAGUGCAUCUAGUGACAGAAGAAAAUAUUGACUGGAGCCUGAGGCAGGAGGCCUUGAAGACCCUCAACUCUAUACUUGGAAGUCUCCCACGGGAGGAGAGGAAGAAAUUCCCUCUGUCUGAGGAGAUGUGCUCACUCACGGAAGACCUUGCAAAAACUAUGCUGGUGGUUGGUGAUUAUGACCUUCAGGUUGCCCUUUCAGAAGCACUUUGUAGGUUAAUGACCAAAAAAUGGAGAGAUGACCUUGUUCACCACUGGUUUGAAGAUAACUAUCUUGCUGAAGCUUUCAAAGAGAUCAAGGAUGGAGAAUUUGAGACGGACUGCAGAAAAUUUCUUAACCAGCUAAAUGAAAGGCUUGAGGAUGGAAGAAGAGUCUAUUCAUUUCCUUGCAUAUCUGCUUUUGUUGACACAAAUGAGGUGAAGAAGCCGGCAGACGAGAAGCUGGAGAAGUUCUGGAUUGACUUCAACACUGGCACCAAGAGUGUGACUUUCUAUGUGCAGGGUAGUGAGGAUGCUCUUUGGGACUCUGUGAGGCUGUUGAAAGAAGCAGUCAGAAGUUACAGCUUUAAGGAGGAGGAUGGAGAAAAGAUAGUUAAAAUUAAUUUGAAGACUCCGGCUACUUUGAACCAAAAAAAUGUAACAAAAAUCAAAAUGUCUUUCAGUGCUGAGUUUGAAAUCGUCAGUGUUCUUAGAAAAGUCUUGGGAGAUGAAACAAUGAUGAUAAAUGUGGCUGAAGAGGAGCCUGUCCAUAGUGGGAAGGAAGCCAGGCAGAACGAAGCAGUGAUACCUGGGUCCACUAAUCCGCAGAAGAGGAAAGAUCCUUCAGACUCGGAAAAUGCAGAGACUCCACCAGACAUCUUAGCUUCUCAGGACAGUCAGCAGUUAACAGGCACUGAAAUGGUUAACUCUGCUGUCACCACGACUGCAGUGAGCGAAAAAACUGAUAUGGAAGAUACUAAAGAAGCAAAGUUGAAAACUCCGUCUCAAAGGAUGAAAGCUAAGCCUAGUGAGAAGCCCAUAGAAGAUGCAUCCAUGGAGGAGUCAACACCAAAGGUAUUGCAGAUGAGUUUAUUCAGUAAUGAUGCUACUUGGGAAAAAGGAAACAGAAAAAAGAGUUUGGCCAGGAAGAGGACUGAAGGCAGGAAGGAAAUUUAUGACUUUGAAAAUUCAGACUCUGCAAGUCAUGAAAAGGUUGCUGAAGCUAAAGAAAAGAUUCUGGGCCAGAAAUUUUCCUCACAAAGUCAGAGGAGUUAUGAAAUAGGAAAUAAGAAUGAGGAAUCAAACAAGCUUGAGAGAAGUCAGUCCAGUUACAGGAAACAUCUUUUCUCUGAAAGCAACAGUGAAAAUACAAGCACUGGUCAGAGUGAAAAAAGCUGGAUUCUUGACUUUCAGAAGCAGUCGCUGCCAAAACUUCAUGACUAUACCCGAAAAAGACCCCGGGUGAGAAGUAAAUUAAGAGUGCUUCCAGUGUCUUCUGCAAGUAGUGGCAGUGACCACCCGACAGAGAAGCAGGGGGCAUCAGGGAGAAGAGCUCAAAGGGAGACGCUAAGGAAAAAAAGUGCACUCAGCUCCAAGGGAGAUGUACCUACAGUGGAUCAUGAUGAUGAAAGCCUCUCAGAGGAGCUCAAAGUGGGACAGCUAUUACUUGAUGCAUCUGCCAAGAGCUACUCCAGUGAUGAGGAGAAUGCCCCACAGAAGUUUCACAAUGCAUCCAGCGAAUUGUCAAGAGAAGAAGAAAGUUUUAAGCGGAAGGACUCAGAUAUAUUAAGUGACACAGCUACAAAAAAGCUUAAAUAUUCCAGUUGGGAAGGAAGUCUUUUGUCCACUGACAAUUCCUAUCAGUCAAAGAAACUUGUUGAUUCAGUAGAGAAAGAAGUGGAGAUCCAGACAGGUCAGGAAAUGGACGAUAAUGUGGAUGAUGUAUUUCCUUCUGAGACGAUGCAUGAAGACUUCAGUGAUUCAGGGGUGAUUACUGCAUUUGAAAGCUUUAUCGGCCAACUAAAGAAAUUGUUCUUGGCUCGAUACAAACGGAUGGAGACCAGUGCACAAAAUGCCCUGAGGACUUCAGAGAAGAAGAUGUCCCUGCUGCUGAACCAAAUACAUGAAUGCAGGCUGACUAAGCUGAAGACCUUCCAGAAGGCUCUUGUCGAAGACCUUGCCAGUCUUGAGGAGGAAACCCAAGUCUUAGCAAGCAUGGAGAAGGAUGCAAUGGACUUCUGGAAUGCGCAGUUGCUCAAACUGAAUUCUUUCUGCAACCAGCAAAAGCAAAGAAUUCAGUCUGUUGACUUGGGCCUGGGUCAAACAGUCUGGGACUCUGCCACCACUAGCCAAAAUACAACGUAUGAACUCCCAGCAGAGAAGUCAGUAGAAAAAGGCAUCUUCACUGCUCCUUCUGACUAGCAAACCUGUGGAUUCAUUAUUGCUCUUAAAAUUUGAGCACCUUAUGCAGUGCAGAGAAGAUGGUUGUGUUGAAGGAUGUUUAUCGCUCUUAAAUAGAAAGGAAAAAAAGGGGGGAGGAGGAGGAAAAUAACACUGAGGGU